This is a messenger RNA of Lineus longissimus, 9615 nucleotides long. RefSeq names its product plectin-like. The transcript is spliced from 18 exons. Bases 5 to 5116 code for a protein of 1703 amino acids. Lineage: Eukaryota; Metazoa; Nemertea; Pilidiophora; Heteronemertea; Lineidae. The record is from RefSeq and is a predicted model, not a curated record.
CAGAAUGGGUUACCACAUCCACAGUGGGAUCAAUGUCCUGGCUCUUCUUCCUCAUCGGGUCCAGCCAAACUCGCUCGAUGGCAAGAGAUCAAGGGUGAAGACACUCGAGACAAAGAAGCAAUGUCUGAUGUCGCUCAAAGUGAGGAGGAAAAAUGAGCAUGACCGAGAACAACGACGACUUGAGUUGGAGAAAGAAAAACUCAGACUCUCUCAGUUGAAGCAAAAGUUGUUGAGUGAGAAUGGCGUGGAAGCAGAUGACCAGUUCCAGUGUCUGAUGGAAACCGAGACAGAACAGAUCAAGCAAAUGGAAGACGUCACAAAGAGAUUAAAGAAGGAACAUGAAAAAGUGAGAGAGGAAACUGUCAAGGCAAUAUUAGAAGAACAAAAACUGUCACAGGACAUCAAGAAAGUUGAAAAUGAUGCUAGUCAGAUCAAAGAGAAACGGCAGAAGCAGAUGUCACGAGAACUCGACCCCUUCCAUCAACUCUUUGAGGAGAGAAAAGACAUAGUGGAGAUGGUUGACGGAAGAAGUACCUCUAAUUAUGAGGCCAAGAAAACAGGUGCAACAACACACCCUGGGAAGGAUCCCUGGCCAUUCAUACCACAGUCACAGGAUCCGUUCGAUUCGAAUUUCCUGCAGGAUACUCAGUUCAGCGGUACAGACUUAUUUUCAAACGUGGACUUAAAUACUUCAAGCCAAUCAGAUGCAUGGAAUACGGGAGGUGAUGGACAGGUGCUAAAUGGUGAUGAUUCAAAGGAUGAUGUAGCGACGUUUGAUGAUAAUUUUCUUGAGACAUGGGCGGCUCGGAGACUAUCGAAGACGGGUUCAUUUGAUUUUGGGGCGGCGGAGGAUGAUCUAGUGUUCAGGACUGUUUCGGUAACUGCUGAAGAAGACGAUCUCUGGUGCCAGGUCAGUGAACUACAGCCAGGGGUGAACGGAGGGUCGCAGGAGAUUUUCUACAUAAACGAUAAACUCCAGGAAGUUAGAAAUGAGAUGAAUAGUCUUAACAGACAAGGAGGCAGGCUGGUGCUGAAAAAUUACUUCAGGCGCAGAAAUUCGAGAGAUCCCGAGGACCAGGCGGUGACUCAAGACGUGGAAACAAAGCCUCGAAGGAAAUCCGGCCACUGGCUGUCAUCAGACCCUGAAGCAAGCGACCCCUGGUUGGCAUCUUCAGGUCGCAAAGCUCGUGCCCUGGUUAACAAACAACGCAUCGAGGAGGAACCUGAGACCAGGCGUAUCACACCCGUCCCUGAUAUUGUAAUUUCACCUUCUGCCAAAACUGCUUCGAAACUCCCAAAAGCGGGCAAACGCCCUAGUCAAGAAAAGCGUAAUCCGAAUCUGGAACUUGAACAGGAGACAUACACCAAUACCUUAUUUUUCCAACCAAGUGAAACUGGAAACAUCGGUGCUGAUGCCACAUCUGGUGACCCUGGUUCUGUAGAAGGUAACACAAGCUCUGAUUACGUGUCCAAAUCUGUUUCUAACAAUACUAAUCAACGUUCCACUCAUUCUGUAACAAAAUCUAAUCGCAUCCGCGGAUCAAAAUCUCAUGAGGUACCGAAAACUGUUGUCUCGCACAAAGCUCUACAAUUGUCCAGCUGUGCUGGCAUCGGAUCAAAACCUGGUCGGUUCUCCUCUCGAGAAAUUAAGGUUCGUCUUGGUAAGUUGCGGCCUGUGGAGUUGGAACAAUCACAGUAUCCACUAGAAAGGUCCCGUACUCCUGAUCCUGGAGAGAUCAGACAGGAAAACUUAUAUCGGACGCAUUCAGAUCCGAAUUUACUCUCAGAUUCUGAUUGGCCGGAGCCAUCAAGGCGCAUUGCUGCUGGACAAUCCAACUGUGAUAUUGUAGAUGAUCUGCAGGGCCUCUCAUAUGUGCUACGUCGUCGCAGUCCUACAUGUCCUGAGCCUGGCCAGCACCGCCAACACCAGCGGAGUUCAACAGUGCCUUUGAGACAAUGGCCAGAACCCACUGUCAAGACUGCUCGGCCAAAGUCUCUUACCCUAUCUGCUGAACACCCAUCUGCCUUUUCUAGUCCAAUUGUGCCACAUAUCUUAAGAAGUGCUAGUCCUGGUAUAAGCGUUGACACUGGUGAAGAAUUAGAUCGUGACUAUUUGACGCUGAGUCCAGACUUUUUGGAUGGCGAUGAUCGAUUCUUAUCGGGAGAGAUUUCACCAUUGAGUGAUGAGACUUUCGAGAAGUGCUCAAAUUGUGAAGCUAUGCAGGUGAAUAUGGAGGUAGGUGAAGAAAUCGUAACAAAAACGGAACACAAAAAAGAGGACGUCAACGUCAGCAUGUUACUGAAAUCACUGGAAUUACAAGUCCCCGAAGUUCACGAUUCUGGCGACUCUGAUUUCGAAAGCGGUUUCAAUGCAACGUUCGUUCCUGGGAAAGAUAGUAAACCGGGUGUACAUGUGGCGCAUAAAAGUGACGGCGGGCCGCAUGGGAUACGAUUAUUAGCAUACAGGAGGUCAGUUGACGAAUCGAUGGAGGAAUUUGAGGAUAUGUUAGUCCCAGAGAAAAUGGAUAAUAUCGAGGCGGGAAUUCCUGAACAGGAUGAAGAGAUGCCUCAACCAGGAUCGAAGGGCCAGAAUACGCUCCCCAAAGGGAAGAUGCCAGAGGCACCUCGGACUCCGGAGAAGAAUCUGCGAUCACCGACGGAGGAAGCGAAAGCUUAUUAUAAAGAUGAUAUUGAGAAGGCUGUCAGGAUGAUGGAAGAGGAGGAGGCACCGGAGUUUCCAGAGUAUGUGCCUCCACAUGAGGAGGAGAGGCGCAGCAUUGUAAUGAAACAAAAAGUGCUUCUGAAGAAAUCUCAAUCCUGGGCCGGUGCAGAUAUGGAAGAGGAAGCAAUGGAGGGCGACUCGAACUUGGAGGGAAAGCAACAACCAGCGUCAAAGAAACCAGUCAAAAUCGACGCCAGUUAUGUCCUUACAGAAGAAUUCUGGCGCAAUUAUCUACUUAAAGGUGAUGGAGACGGCGAGAUAGAGAUUCCAGGUUACACCAAGGAAGACCUUGACAAUGUUAAGAAACAUUGGGAAGAGAAAUUUGCUGCCGAAAAACAUGAAAACCUCUUCCCAAAGCCAGCGAGUAACAAACCCAUCAAAAUGGCGCCAGACGUGCAGGACACGCCCGAUAAUCGUGAUAUGAAUGAAAACAUCGAUACUGAAUCCAUCGCCAAUUUAUCAAGUCGGAAACAGCAAUGGGAAAAAAUGCUUUUAGAUAAACAAACGGACACCUUAAAGAAACAAACGAAGAAGUCUUCUGGGAUGGUCAAGAGUGCAACUUUUGAUCAACCGAUAAAAUGUAUGGCAGUCACUGAAAAUCAGAAUGCUCCUCCUACAAAGGAGAUAGCGGCAGAAACCAGUACGACUGUGAUCGAGACGGACUCAAACAUUGACUCAGAAAGUGCAAUCGAUCGUGAAAUUCGGUACAAUUUAGAACGGGAGCGUCAGAGAGAACAGGAGCAUAAGAGGCGCCACCUAGCGGAGCGACUUGACUCUAACGACAGCAGUACUGAAGCCGAAGGCUAUCUCCAGGCAUCGUUCGCUUCAGCGACUUUCCACGAAAUGACGGAGGCAGAUCGCGGGACAAAAGUCGAUUAUAAUAAUAUCAUUGAGAAGGAGGUGCAGGCACAGCAAAAGCGAGAGACUCUGUAUAAGCGAGAUGGUACCACAAAGAUACGACAGUAUGAUAAGGAAUAUGAACAAAGUGAGUUCGAGCGCCAAGAGAAGGAACAGGAUCGUGCCGCCCACGAGAGUAUUAUAGAGCGCGAGAUCAGACUUCAGCGACAACGAGAAGAGGAGAUCCAGAGGGAACGCAAACGUCUGGCGUCUGCUGGCUCACCUCGUCAACAAUCCGUAUCACCUCGGCAACAACCUGUAUCACCCCGGCAACAGCCCGUCUCACCCCGGCAACAGCCUAGUUACAAGUCUGAACUAUUUGAGGUUGAAACUGACAGAAAUACAUUAGAAAUCAUCACCCAGGAGUCACAGACUCAAGUGGAAAGUGCUACAACCUAUCCUCAGAGUACAGAACCAACCGUCAAUAUGUCUAAGUUUCCAGAAGUUCAGUCUUUCGAGCAGCGGCAGUCACAGAAUAAUGUGGUUGUACGUGAAAUCGAAGAGCAACAAAAGCGAGAACGAGAACUGAGAGACCAAAGGAAAUCACUUGGUUACAAAUUUGAUGAAACCGAUGGUAAUAAACCAGUAUUUGACAGUUAUAUUGACACUAAGGAAACAAAUUCGUCUUAUAAUCGCGAAGUUAGUCCUUUCAAACCAGGUGUCCCCAAUCAUGUUCCUCCACCAGCACAACGUCGGUCCUCUUUAGAUUCUGUUUCCUCCAGUAGGAGCACUGGUAGUAGUCAUACUCAAUCGGAUAUCGUACUGCGUCAGCGACACAUGGUCGAACCGUUAGUGCCGGAUGAAGAUGAGGAGGAUGAGUCUCAUUACCGGAUUGACAACAAUUCGGAAGAAACGGCCGUUGAGCGUACGAUUCGCUUGCAGAGAGAAAGAGAAGAUGAUUACCGCCGAUCCCGAGGAUUAGCAGUUGAAGAACCAAAACCCAAAGGUGAAGUAAAGGUUGAUUUAAGUAGUAGGACACAAAGGCAACAUCAAGAUCCCGGUCAGAAAAGUCAGGCAUUAAAAAGACUUUCAACUUCGCAACUGCAGCGCGAAAUUGCGCGGGAAAGACAACGAGAAUUAGAUUUGAAAGCUGAAGGUACGAUUCGUACGACUUCUGACGAACACAUGGCCGUGCCGGUUGGAUUUACUAACGAACAGCGAAAUGAGCGACGGAUAUCUAGUUCCCAGAGUGCACCCCAGAUUGCGCCGCAGAGUGCACCCCAGAUUGCGCCGCCUGCAAAAGAAACGGAGGUUGAACCGCCACAGAAAGCGGCUCCACAGAAUGCAGCACCACCUAUGAAUGCUACUGAUACGACAGAUGGUGGUGUGGUGAUGAGGAAGGUUUCGAGACAAAGCGCAACUGAUGGGCAUACGACGACUAAUCCUACAGAAUCUCGUAUCGAGCGAGAGUUACGGGAAAUGCGAGAAAGAGAGGAAGAAUUAAGUGAUCUGCCAAACGAUGUGGAUACCUCCGCUCUUCCAGUGAUGUGGAUCUAGAAUUGGAUCUAGAUGUAGAAUAAAUGAAUGUAUGUAUAAGAUUAGCACAAUGUCGUCUUUUUGGAAUGAUAUCUCUAACACCUUAGCAUGACAAUGAAUUGGAUGAUUUUUUCGGGGAGCAGAUCUGUGUAUUUGGUAAACAUUAUGUUUUGGUUCUUUUUAGGCAUGUAUGGGUGUUACACCUUGUUGUAAAGGGUAUUUUCUGUUAAACCUUUGCAUGUGACAAGGUAAUGUUAAGACAUUUUUCAUAGAGUUAGAUUUUCGACAACCUUAUAUAUCAGCCACAAGGUUAAGGAUAUUUUCAUCUUAAAAUCCUUGUUUAUUUUUCUGUUGGAAUGAAAUUAACUUUUAAGUAGGAAGGGAAUUUUUGAUUAUCUUUAGUUUUUCCCCUGGGAUUAAGGAAUUUUUGUGGGUUUUUGGUAUUUUUUCUAAGUUUAUCCCAAUUGACACUGCCCACUUUACUGUUUUAUUGUUUAGAAUGAAACUGUUACAAAUAAAUGCAAAGGUUGUGUUAAAUGCAAAGUUUCUCUUAAACAUAACCCAAUAAUCUAUUUUGACCACUUUCAUUUUCAUAUUUUGACCAAAAAAGCAAUCACAAUCUGAAGAAAUUAUAUCCAUCACAUGUUGAGGUGGCUACCCCAUGCAUCAAAUUGCACUUGAUGCACAAUCAUCCAAUGCCGUUUCAGUAAAACAGAAAAUGGUGAUCAGUACGAAAUUUGGCCGAGACCAUAUUUGUGACCCGCCAUGACAAAACAGGUCGCAUGUCGCUCUGAGCUUGACAGGUUGAGACAGACUGGUUGUUCAUUUCACCAUUGUCUGCCUUUUGUAAAAUCGGAGCAUAUCAAUUUCUUCUAUUAUGUCCUGGUGUCAUUUUAGGCUCAUCUUCUGUGCGACAUGCGACUCAUUUUGUCGUGGUGGGUCACAUUUUGUCAUGCAUCUGUGAGGGAAUGCUUGAUGCCGUGCCUAGGCUAAGAAGAAUGCCCUUGCUGGAUUGUAACAUGCACAUCAACUGUGACAAGUUCAUAAAUAGUUACAGGUCACACCAGAGAUUAAUUUGAUUAUAUUUCAGGAGGGCAUUUCAGGUAUUUCUUCUCCCCAUAAGCCAGGGAGCUAUUUUCGAUCCACUUUGGGAUACUUAUAAAAUUAUAGGCACCUGCCUGCAUAGGAAAUGUCGUCUGUCUGAAGAGAGUCGCUUGACUUCGAUUCUUAACACCUGUCUCAGUUUACCUAUGGUGAAUUUAUAUUGGAAAUGCUUUGGAUGUAACAAAGUCUUGUUUGAAUUCAGACUUCUGCGUGAUUAAUUGUUUCCAAUAUGAUCAGCUGUGCACCAAUAUCUUCUGUUUUAGCUGUUCUGCGUGUAUGAAGACGUAAUUCAGUUGUGUCGACAUCUAUUGCCAAGUAUGCGAAGCGGAAAUUGUCCCAGAAAGUAAGGCAGUGAAAUUUGGCCACAAACGCUAUGGCCAGAGGCACAUUAUCAGUUGCAAACUGAUUUUCUCAUUGUUUUGUCUAACUCUUUCAGACGUCAACAGAACCGCAAGACCUGGUCCCCAGGACAACCAGCUCAUUUAAGAUUGACCCAGAACACUGCCAACCAUCAGAUCUGAAAAGUGUCUACGAAACUGAACAAUUGUCGCAGAGGAUUCAUAAUUAUGAGACGAUUUGUGUUUACGAUUUCGUUGGAUGUUUCAUCUUGCAGAGUUGUUGUAAUUUGAUGUCGCCGAGUGCCGUCGAUAGGAACGUCUCUGCCCGUCUUAUGUAGGGGGGUCAUAUCUUCUGAAUAAGUGUUGCUGACGUCCCUAUUCUUGGUUAACAGUCACUUCUAUAUCACAGUUGGCAACUGGGCAGUAUGCGGUUGCAUCGAGGAUGCACCUAUUAUCAAGAAUUAACGACAAUUAUAAAAUCUUGGUGAUAUCUAUGGGUAAUUAGAAUGUGAUUACGGUCAUGUAGAUUUAGUUGUGUUAAUAUGUACUUAUAUACAAUGUAGCUGAGAUGAUAGGCUGGAUAUUUGGGUGUUCCAGAACACCACUCAAUCUCAAAAUUAGCAAAGUUUAAAAUUCAGAACUAAUUGUCAGAGUUUUUUGCAGUACCAGUAUGAUAAUUAGUUUUCAACCCUUCCAGGUAACUGCAAUCUAAUGAGAAAUGUACUUAAGAUUUUGCUAAUUUGAAGGCUGGGUGAUGAAUUAUAUUCUCUGUUAGUCUUUAGGCGAACUUGGAGAGUAGGCUGCCAUUAUAGCAAGAGUAUUGUGACUUGAUCUAACAUGGACUUUGGCACAAUCGACCAUGGCAUAAUUUUUCUCAAGUUGUAAAUACGUACACAUGUAGAUUCCUGACUUAUGCUAUACAUGUUUCAUUCUAUUUUUCUGGUUCUCUCAUCAAAGUCCCAAUAUCAAAAAAAAUUUUUUUGGAGGGGGCUGACUUCAAUUUCAGCUGCUGCUCGAAAUAGUUACUUUUGUGAAACUCUCUGAUCUUUGCUAUCUUGCUAUGCCAUGGUUUCUCCUUGGCAUAGUCGAAUCAAGUUUUUUUUAAUAAAAUCACUGUUUACUGGUAAAUACAGUCAAUUGACAAGUAUCGUCUUGUUGUGUUAAAUAAAAGGUGUUGAGAAGAGUCUGUGCAGAAUUUAGGUCUCUGCCAUUUUAUCAUAAUUAUUUGAAGUAACAAAAAUCUGCUUGUACUUAUAGGUACAUGUACUUGUAUGUUUUGUAAAUGUCCAUUUGCUGAAACACAAUAGUGUGUAUACUUGAUAUCAUUCCAUGCAUAAUUAUGCUAAACUUUACACUUACAGUAAUGAUCAAUAUUGUAAAUGUUAGCUUAUUUUAGCUUCUAACAUUUAACCAAGGUUUUUACCAAUUCUGCAUACAGUUAUUUUGUAAGUCUUAAAAUCCUUCCAAAAGUGAUUUCAAAUACAAUGUGUCCAUAACUUUGAAGUGGUUAUAGUCCGUCCGAGAGACCUCACUAAAACAACCACAUUCAAGAUUCCGCUCUCAAGUGCUACUUAGGCCAUUCCAAUCAUGUAUAUAGAUUUACUCCCUCCAUGUCUGAUUAAUAUCUUAUUGUUAAAAGCUUUUAGAUGUCCAUGAUAUCAUCCUAUCGAAUUUUAUAGAAGUUCAACCCGAUUACAUUUUUGGUGACCCGCCCCAGACUGCUGUAAAGCCUUUAUUAUCACGAGCGGAAGAUUUUCGCCAGUUUUAUAUAAUGGGAUAAAAAAAUGAACAAUAUGACGCAAAAAGAUUGAAUCCAUUCUCAUCGGAAGGUCCAUGUAUUUAUAGAAAUGAAUUGGCGGCAAAGCAAUUUUUCUCACUGAAAACUAAACAAUUUUAAAGUUUUUUGCUAGAUUUAAAAAUUGGGUGACUGAGAGAUGAAAUGUGUCGAAGACUGUGAUGUUUCUAAUGUGAUAUAAUGCACAAAAUAAAAGGAUCACUAUUUUAAGCCCACAAAAGUUGAAGUAUCACAAAGUUAAAUUUUUAGCAAAUUCUUUAAGUCUAUAUGUAUCAUUGUUUAACAAAUGUGGGAUUUGCAAAUUGAUGGGAAAUAUUUGUGUUUUUGCUCCUGGUUAUAUGGGAGUGUUUGAGAAUACGAUGAAUCUCAACUUUUGAGGCUGGGUUUACAUAUGAUUCACAUUGUCAUUUGUCAUGGUUUACAUAUCACAUGUCACUUGUCGUGGUUUACAUAUCAUAUGUCACUUGUCAUGUGAAUGUUAAUUUAUUGACUUGGGUGUGAUAACAUGACAUGAAUUUUGGUGAAGUUGAGAUGCUUAGUAGUUAGAAUUGUUCAAUUUUUUUUUAAAUUGCCACUUUUAACACUUAAUUGACACUUCAGUCAUGAAAGAAGCAGACCUGCUCUCGGUGAACAGUAACUUUUCUUUAAAAGUUCCAUUUUAGAACUGAACAAAGUGUAAUAUUUGUAACCUCUGGAAAUCAGGAGGGGUAUUGUGUAUAAACAAAAAUUAAUCCAGGUUAUUGAUUUUUGCUGUAAAUUAUCAAUCAUUUGUUCAUAUAUAUGUAGCCUUAUUGUGCAAUACUGUCUAAUGUAAUGUAAGCUUGGUGCACACACACUUAUGUGAUCUCGAUGAUGGCCUCCUGACGAACUGAGAGUCAAAUGUAUACUUCUGUAUUCUUGGAGGUCAGCAGACGACUUUCAAAACAUGUAUCAACAGCCAUGGUGGUAAAAGGGGUUAGCACUGGCAGCACCAAAGAGAAAUCGAGAAAAAAUCAUUGCUUUCCCGAGAUGAUCCCUGAGAGAUGGGAGUCAUGAAGUCCCACGAGGAAGACAGAAAUUAAAUGUAAAAUAUUUCCAGUUACUUGCUGGGCCUAAUUGGUGUGUGUGCAGCUAGCUAUUGUCUCUAAUUUGCUUGUUAUACUGGGGAUGUAGAAGGCAUAAUCAGCUGAGAAACCGUCAAAAUGGUUCUGUAGGAUGCCUAGAUUGAUAAGUAUGUAUACUGAUGUAUGAAGAAUAUUAUGUAAAUUUUGACAUAAUGAAAUAAACUGUUUUUAUUAUGAUGA